Penaeus indicus is the source of this 1243-nucleotide messenger RNA. Its product is annotated as arrestin homolog. Gene Ontology annotation, biological process: signal transduction; G protein-coupled receptor internalization. NCBI's taxonomy places the organism in Eukaryota, Metazoa, Arthropoda, Malacostraca, Decapoda, Penaeidae. The transcript has 7 exons. Gene Ontology annotation, cellular component: cytoplasm. Gene Ontology annotation, molecular function: G protein-coupled receptor binding. The record is from RefSeq and is a predicted model, not a curated record. The coding region runs from base 1 to 1149 and encodes 382 amino acids.
AUGGUGAACGCCGUGAAAGUCUUCAAGAAAACCGCCCCCAAUGGUAAGAUCACCGUCUACCUAGGUCGCCGCGACUUCGUGGACAACACCACCUCGACCGAACCUGUUGAUGGAGUCAUAGUCUGCGACAAUGACUACCUCCGAGGCCGCAAGGUCUUCGCCUCCGUUACGGUCACGUACCGUUUCGGUCGCGAGGAGGAUGAGGUCAUGGGCCUUAACUUCAGUAAGGUGAUGCAGCUCGGCACCCAGCAGGUGUACCCGAGCGCUGACUCCCGCGAGCCCACGGCCGUCCAGGAGCGCCUCGUGAAGAAGCUCGGGGCCAACGCCUACCCCUUCGCCGUGACGCUCCCCGACACCGCCCCCUGCUCCGUCCAGCUCCACUCGGGCGACGAUGAGACGAGCAAACCACUCGGCGUCAUCUACGAACUCUCCGUCUUCGUGGGCGACAACUCCAGCGAGAGGCCCCACAAGCGCAACUCCGUCACCCUCGCCGUCAGGAAGGUGCAGUACUCCCCCAUCUCGAGUACCUCGCGCCAGCCCAGCACCCUCGUGUCCAAGGGCUUCGCUCUGUCCUCCGGAAAGGUCAACAUGGAGGUGACGCUCGACAAGGACCUCUACUACCACGGAGAUCAAGUGACCGCCACCCUCAACAUCAACAACAGCAGCAAGAAGACAGUGAAGAGCAUUAAGUGCUCCAUCAUCCAGCACGUCGAGGUCACCAUGACCAACAGCCACUUUACUCGCGAGGUGGCUUCCCUGGAAUCGAAGGAGGGCUGCCCCAUCACGCCAGGGACGAGUCUCCAGAAGACCUUUAACCUCACGCCUCUCGCCUCGUCCAACAGGAGCAAAGUCGGCAUUGCUCUCGACGGCAAGCUAAAGGAUUCCGACGCCAACCUCGCCUCUUCCACCGUCGUCGCCACAGGGAAGAACGUCAAUGAUUCCUGUGGUAUUAUUGUGUCUUAUUCCAUGCGUGUGAAAGCUAACUGCGGCGCCAUUGGGGGUGACCUGACCGCUGACCUGUGCUUCAAGCUGAUGCACCCUGCCCCCGUAAGCAAGGCACGUCCCGACAGCGGCUACACCGGCGGCGAGGACCUGGAGUUCGAAGACUUCGCUCGCCUCCGCCGCGGCAUGUCCGUCGACCAGCCCUAGAUGGCGCUGAUGAGGGAUCAACUGCUUGUUUUGAUGGUUUAAUUUUUGUGUUUUGUUUUGGGGUUUGUCUGAUCGAGGGGCGUUUUUUUUUUUU